AUGCAAGCAGGUGCUGCAGUGGCCGUGACUCACCACUCGUCAUUCUCUGUCCACAGGGGGCCGUUCAGCGUGGUGCGGCGCUGCAUCCACCGGCAGACCAGCCAGCAGUUCGCCGUCAAGAUAGUCGACGUCGCCAAGUUCACUUCCAGCCCCGGCCUCAGCACCGCAGACCUGAAGCGGGAAGCGACCAUCUGCCACAUGCUGAAACACCCGCACAUCGUGGAGCUGCUGGAGACGUACAGCUCCGAGGGCAUGCUCUACAUGGUCUUCGAGUACAUGGACGGAUCGGACCUGUGCUUCGAGGUCGUCCGUCGAGCCAUGGCGGGUUUCGUCUACAGCGAGGCGGUCGCCAGCCACUACAUGCGCCAGAUCCUGGAGGCGCUGCGCUACUGCCACGAGAACGACAUCAUCCACAGGGAUAUUAAGCCGCACUGCGUCCUGCUCGCCACGAAGGAGAACUCUGCACCCGUGAAGCUGGGCGGCUUCGGCGUCGCCAUCCAGCUGCAGGACGGCCAGAUGAUCAACGGCGAGAAUCUUGUGAGAGAGAGCCGGCCAGGCCUGAGCCCCAUGGGGCGGCUGUAUUACAAGGCAGACCGCGAGGGGCGCAUCGGGACGCCGCACUUCAUGGCGCCCGAGGUGGUGGCGCGGCGGCUGUACGGCAAGCCGGUGGACGUGUGGUCGGCCGGCGUGCUGCUGCACGUGCUGCUGUCGGGCACGCUGCCCUUCCUCGGCACGCGAGACCGCCUCUACGAGUGCAUCUGCCGCGGCCGCCUCCACCUGGAUUCGCCUCAAUGGGAAUUCAUAAGUGACGCGGCGAAAGACCUCGUUCAAAAAAUGCUGACAGUGGACCAUACGCAAAGAAUAACAAUACAAGAAGUGUUAAAUCAUAGGUGGCUAAGGGACAGAGAUAAAAGUGCUACAAAAAUACAUUUAGCGGAUACAGUGGAAGAAAUGAAAAAAUUCAAUGCCAGGAGAAAGCUCAAAGGAGCAGUCUUGGCAGCUGUGUCUUCCCCAAAGUGGACUUCCUUUUACUCGGAUCCAAACAGUGAUGGGUUCUCAGAUUUUGGAGAGGAUGAAGUUACAUCUUCGGCUGUGAGCCUGGUUCUCGAUUCCCUCGACGACAUCCACUGUUUACAAGAAGCGCCCCUCAAUGACCGUGACUUCCUCCAUUCGGUUCUGGAGGAUCGGCAACUGCACGCCCUUCUCGAGCUGUACGACCGCAUCUCGAGCAAGGUGGUGAGCCCGACGCGCGCGCCUCCCAGCGACGCGGUGCAGAAGUGUCGCGAGGUGUGUGAGUGCCUGCGCGAGGUGGAGCGCGCCGCGCCGCCGCCCACGCCCGACACGCGCGCCGACAUCGCCGAGCUGCGCGAACUGCUGGCGCGGCCGCAUCUCAGGACAGCGGCGGCUACUUCAUUUCAGACUACAGCAUAG
Molecule: messenger RNA, 1431 nt
Organism: Schistocerca piceifrons (Central American locust)
Lineage: Eukaryota; Metazoa; Arthropoda; Insecta; Orthoptera; Acrididae
Product: peripheral plasma membrane protein CASK-like
Exons: 11
Coding region: 1-1431 (476 amino acids)
Biological process (GO): protein phosphorylation
Cellular component (GO): cytoplasm; neuron projection
Molecular function (GO): ATP binding; calmodulin binding; calcium/calmodulin-dependent protein kinase activity
Source: RefSeq, a predicted model, not a curated record